AUGAUUAAACACACUGUGCAAUGCAAUGGAGCGAACACUACAAUGUUCCCCGUGCCCCGGUACCGUCCCCUUUCUUCGAUGAACCAGGCGCAUGAACGCUGGGCGAGAAGGGGAGACGCUUCGGUGAUCAGUAUUGCUUUCGAUAUAGGGGUAGGUGGUGGAAGAGGAGGGGGGAAAGGAGUGGCAGGUGGGAAGGGGGGUGUUGGAUGUUCGGGGCUGAAUAAAAACAAUGCUUUCUUGGAGGCUCCCGAG
Molecule: messenger RNA, 252 nt
Organism: Iphiclides podalirius (scarce swallowtail)
Lineage: Eukaryota; Metazoa; Arthropoda; Insecta; Lepidoptera; Papilionidae
Source: the annotation of a GenBank genome assembly